AUGGAGUCCACAGCUGCCAUACAAACCAAGCCCAAACGAUAUAGGGCACCAAAGCCUCGUACUCCUGCUUUGCGGAGAGGAAAAGCGUGUCUGAACUGCCGGCAUCUAAAGAUUGUCGCUGCGACGGUGUACAACCUAUUUGUGGAAACUGUGUUCGCCUGCCCAAGGACGAUCAAUGCACCUACAACUUCACCGCCUCUCGCCGGAAACGCAAUCAAGAACAUAAACAAGCUGACUCUGCUUGUUGUUCCACUGGCUUCGACUUUCCUCUGCCAGAUGAAUUCUCGGACUUUGCAUCAACCUCAAACCUUUCGAGUCUCGACACCGGCUCUAUCUCCAGGAGCGCUUUCGUCAGACUCGUUAUCGGAGGUAAAAUAUGGCGAUUUUGAGCUACCGACGGAGACCGUGAACCAGUUGGUCAGCAGCCUCAUUGACAAUGCGCAACCCUUUGGGUUCUUCCUCGAUAUGAACUGUUUGCGGACAGUCGCUACUCCCUCCAUCGAGCUUCUCCUGCUCCAAGCACCUUCAGCGAACUCGUUACUUUUUGCAGCAGCGCUGCUGGGUGCUCGUCUAGCCAACCACACACACUAUGAAAAGAUACUCGUUCGACGGGCUAGCGAGUCCAUUCUGGCCGAAGUUUGCUCAUGGGAAUCAUCACAAUGCAACACUUCAAUGGCUGCAGAGACAAUCCAAGCGCAACUCUUGCUUGCGCGUUACUUCCUUCUCAGUGGACAAACACUUGCGGCCAGGGUUCAGGUCAGCGGAGCGGAAGCCAUCGCGCUUAGCCUCGAAAUGCACGAGGACCAACUCCGGUCGGCAGCGUGGUGGGCCAUUGUCGAGCUCCAAACGAUCCUGCAGGGGCUUUCUGCGACAAUAUGUUCUUUUCUUGACCCAGAACUCUGUUCUGACCGUCUUGAGAAGAUCCCAGCCCCGCCUACCACCAAGGAGCACAACUGGGAGUGGGCUGACUCGGACUCGGGGUCUGUGUUUGGCAACCAAUGGCCAGUAUCACACCUUGAAGGAAGCACGCCUCUGGAUUUGUCUCCGUUUCCAUGGUUGGCUGCUUGA
Mycena indigotica is the source of this 1068-nucleotide messenger RNA. Its product is annotated as Zn(2)-C6 fungal-type domain-containing protein. The record is from RefSeq and is a predicted model, not a curated record. The coding region runs from base 1 to 1068 and encodes 355 amino acids. The transcript is spliced from 6 exons. Lineage: Eukaryota; Fungi; Basidiomycota; Agaricomycetes; Agaricales; Mycenaceae.